Messenger RNA from Lichtheimia ornata, 321 nucleotides. RefSeq lists its product as uncharacterized. Lineage: Eukaryota; Fungi; Mucoromycota; Mucoromycetes; Mucorales; Lichtheimiaceae. The coding region runs from base 1 to 321 and encodes 106 amino acids. The transcript has a single exon. The record is from RefSeq and is a predicted model, not a curated record.
AUGGAACAACAAAAUGUGCUACAAACUGCGACCCAGAACGAUCACCAGGCGCCGAGCCAGGAGGUCAUGGGUGCCACAACAGGUGCUGACAUCGACCAGCAUGGUAGCAACCAAAGACGUCCAACAGCCGAUCCUAAUGCCUUUAUCGGUACUGAUACCGAAGGAAGACGUAUAUCGGAGCAUGCUCAAAUGAAGCCAACGGAUCGUGCCAAGCAACUUGCUACCGAGAUGAAAGAAAAGCUAAAGUUCCGUAAGCAGCAAAACAUCCCAGAACCCCACAAGCAACUCUCCAUCGGUGGUAAAGUUGUGCCACUCGAAUGA